UGGAUAAUAGAUCCAUGCAGGAGGGGCCUCAGAGAGGUCCUCACCUUGAUGAAGGAGUCUCUGCUGCAGCCUGGACACUUUCUGAAAGGCAGCCCCUAGCGGUCAUCGGCGGCACUGCGCCUCAUUCCCGCGUUUGUCGUCCCUCCCAAAGUCUGUGAAGGCAUCCGUUGUGCUGGAGGAGCUCAGCAUUCACUUCACCGGACACACGGAGCCGAGGGAAGCUGUAGUUUAGUAAAAAUCACUUUGACUCAUCAGUCUGGAGACACAUUGGUCCCGCAGAGGAGCUUUCAUUUGACGGUUGUCAAACUAAGAAAAGAAAAAACUGCGCUCCUAUUUGUCUGAGAGAGAAUAAAGUCCGCUGAUUACAUCAAGGGUGCCCACAUGCUUCAGCAUCACUUCCAGUUCCCCCCCGAAGAGGAAUUUGGCACAUCAUUGUGAUAAAAGGGAUGAAUGAGGGUCGUUCGGCUCUCUUCAGAAGGGGCCACCUCGCCUUGUCCAAGGCCGACAACCUCAGUUCUGCUCCUGCCAGAGCUGCUCUCUCUGUGGACGCAGGCGAUGGCGAGGCUGCUCAGCCUGAGACCGAUGCACCGUUCCCCCUCUCCGACCUCUCGCACUUGUUCGAGAGCGAGGAUGCCCCGCCGUCGGCCCAGGACACGAGUCAGGAUUCAGCUGUGGAGCUGGUUCAGCCGAACCAGCCUGCGGACGGCAGACAGAACCUGCGGAUGAAGUUCCAGGGUGCUUUCAAGAAGGGCAUUUCCAACCCCAUGGACCUACUGGAAUCCACCAUAUAUGAGUCCAAUGUGGUUCCAGGCCCUAAGAAAGCGCCCAUGGACUCUCUCUUUGUCUAUGGUACCUGCAGCAACAUGAGCAACCAAAAGAAACGCAGGAAGAAGCUUCCAAGAGGUAAAACCGAGACAUCCAGUGAUGAUGGUCAGAACUCAGACCCACCAAAGGUGAUGAAAACAUUCAACCGCUCUCUCCUCUUUGACUGUGUGUCACGUGGAGACCCCGGGGCUCUCGGCGGCCUGUUGGAGUAUCUUCAAAGUCACAACAAGCGGUUAACUGAUGAGGAAUUCAGAGAGCCAUCGACAGGUAAGACGUGUCUGCCUAAGGCCCUGUUGAACCUCUACAGUGGUCAGAAUGACACAAUCCCACUGCUGGUCGACAUAGCAGAGAAGACCGGAAACCUCCGAGAGUUCAUCAAUUCGCCCUUCAGGGAUCUCUUUUACAGAGGCCAAACAGCACUUCACAUUGCAAUAGAGCGACGCUGUAAGCAGUACGUCGAGCUGCUGGUGGAGAACGGAGCUGACGUCCACGCCCAGGCGAGGGGUCGCUUCUUCCAGCCCAAAGAUGAGGGCGGCUACUUCUACUUCGGUGAGCUGCCUCUCUCACUGGCUGCCUGCACCAACCAGCCAGACAUAGUGCACUACCUGACCGAGAAUCCACACAAGAAGGCCGACCUGCGGCGCCAGGACUCCCGCGGAAACACGGUGCUGCACGCCCUGGUGCACAUCGCAGACAACACCAAGGACAACACGCGUUUCCUCACCAAGAUGUACGACCUGCUGCUGAUCAAGAGCGCCAAACUCUACCCAGAGUGCAGCCUGGAGACGGUGCUCAACAGUGAUGACAUGUCACCACUCAUGAUGGCUGCCAAACUGGGCAAGAUAGGGGUUUUUCAGCACAUUAUCCGACGCGAGAUCAAAGAUGAGGAGGUUCGUCAUCUGUCACGGAAGUUCAAGGACUGGGCGUAUGGUCCAGUGUACUCCUCCCUCUAUGAUCUAUCUUCGCUGGACACAUGUGGAGAGGAAGCAUCUGUGCUUGAAAUCCUCGUCUAUAACAGUCGCAAUGAGAACCGCCAUGAGAUGCUGGCAGUGGAGCCCAUUAAUGAGCUGCUGAGGGCCAAGUGGCAGAAGUUUGGUGCUGUCACCUUUUAUAUCAGCGUGGUUUCCUACCUCAUCACCAUGAUCAUCUUCACCCUGGUGGCUUAUUACCACCCAACACAGGGAAGGCCUCCAUACCCCUACAAAACUUACCCUGACUACCUGCGGAUGGCAGGAGAGAUCGUCACCUUGGCAUCGGGGAUCUUCUUUUUCCUCACCAAUAUUAAAGACGUCUUCCUGAAGAAGUGUCCCGGGGUGAAGUCUUUAGUUAUUGAUGGAUCCUUUCAGCUGCUGUAUUUCAUCUACUCUGUGCUGAUCGUAGUCACAGCUGCUCUCUACCUGUCUGGCAUCGAGGCCUAUGUGUCCGUGAUGGUGUUUGCACUUGUCCUGGGCUGGAUGAACACACUUUACUUCACCAGAGGCCUGAAGCUCACUGGCACCUACAGCAUAAUGAUACAGAAGAUUCUUUUUAAAGACCUUUUCAGAUUUCUGCUGGUGUAUGUGCUCUUCAUGAUUGGAUAUGCAUCAGCCCUGGUGUCCCUGCUGACAGUGUGCCCUCCACCAGGAACCGAGUGUGAAGGGGGCUGCCCCACCUACCCCAAGUGCAGGGACCCGGACACUUUUAGUAACUUCCUAUUGGACCUUUUCAAGCUGACCAUCGGGAUGGGAGAACUGGAUAUGAUCCAUAGCGCAUCGUAUCCUGCAGUCUUCCUGAUCCUGUUAGUUACUUAUAUCAUCCUCACUUUUGUGCUGCUGCUCAACAUGUUGAUCGCUUUGAUGGGCGAGACGGUCGGGCAGGUGUCGAAGGAAAGCAAGAAGAUCUGGAAGCUUCAGUGGGCAACGACCAUCUUGGACAUUGAGCGCUCAUUCCCAGUCUGCCUCCGCAAGUCCUUUCGAGCCGGGGAGAUGGUGACUGUGGGGAAGAACUGGGACGGCACUCCUGACCGACGCUGGUGCUUCAGAGUCGAUGAGGUUCGCUGGUGUCACUGGAAUCAAAACCUGGCAAUCAGUGAGGAUCCCGGCAAGAGCGAGACCAGCCAAGCCAAUGUGCUGCAGCAGGGCGUCGGCGUCUUGAGGAGAGACCGCUGGUCCACAGUGGUCCCGCGAGUGGUGGAGUUGAGUAAGGGUCGUGAGGCAGUGGUAGAGAUGGAGCCCCUGACACGCAGGCGCUGACACCUGCAGAGGACUGCGGUCCCUCUUCUGAAGAGACAGUAGAGAGCCAUCAGCAUCAGCGACAUGACUCUGCUCGGGACAAUUAUGCCAAUAAGUGCACUAAUUUGCACAAAUCUCGAUGUGCCUUUUGUUCAGACAAAGUAUAGUAAGUAUUACAGCAAGACAGGCGGUGUAGGACAGAGAGACACUGGAUGUACAAUGAAAAUAACUUAAUUGUGGAGAGCACUUAAAAGGGUAAAAAAACGCAAACCCUGAGAUUUAAAAAACGGUGGCAUUAAUGAUAUUGUGAGCUGUAAACUUGUUUUUUUACUCACAAAGAAUGGGAAACUUUUCAUGCAAAUAUACUUAAUUUCCACUUGACAGACACUUUGAUUAAAGUGUCAUUUACAGAUCUAAUCACAAUGGGAGAUAUUUCUUCAAAAAUAAAUAUUGCAGUAAAUAUUGAUAUAGCUAUAUACAAUAGAAUUCAGGUUUAAGUUGCUUGUUCAUAGUUAGAAGAUCUUUAUAGGAUGUGGGCAAAUAUAAUAAACUGUAUAUACUGUUUUUCACCCGGUGGGGGCUCAGUUGUAUAGAAACAGGAUGUUUCUGUGGCUCAGGACGUAGAGACAUUCGUCCACCAACCCGAAGGUUGGCGGUUUCGAACCAGCUUCCGCCAGUACACAUGCCAUCGUGUUCUUGGGCAAGACACUUCAGACAACCCUAACUUUCCUCUGAUGGCUCUCCGACAGUGUAUGAAUGUGACAGAAAAAUGUGUGGUACAUAGCAGCGCUGUGUGAAUGGGUGAAUGUGACUUUCCUGUCAAGCGCUUUGAGUGGUCUGUAUGACUAGAAAAGCCAUUUAUACAAUAUAUUUUCUGUACAUUGUCUUUAUUGUAUCAGUCAAAUAGUUUUAAAAUUAUGAAAGUCCCAGUCUUGGACUGCCAGCUCAGGCAGCUUUCAUUUGGACUGAAACAAUGCACUGUGACAAUUUCUGAUGCGUGCAUUAUUAUAUGAAUACAAAGACAUUGUUCUGAACAAGAUGGGCAUGAUGAGCAGGUUGUAGUUGUCAAGCAAAUGUGCAAAUAUGAGACAAUGGCUUUCCGUGUUACGGUUUGUUCUUUGAAUUUCCAGAGUUAUUGUUCCUUUGCAGCUGGGGUAUUUGCAUAAUCAACUCUCAGGCCUUGCCAUUAUGUACUUCCCUCUAUUUGCUGCAGUCUGUUCAUUACAAUUGGCUCAUUGCCCUAUACAGCAUCUGUUUGUUUUUUGUGUCUGUACUGUAUGUAUGUAUGCAUGUAUUUCUGUUGUUGCACUACAUGACAGGGUUUGACUAAGAGCAGAUAGACCAUAUUGUUAAUUUUGACAAAUUCAUUACUGUUGAAGGUCACAGGUCUUUGUAUACUGUUUACAUUGCUUUUUAUAAAGAGACAUGUCUUUGUAUUUUAUUUGGUUUGUACGUUACUGCCUAGAUCAAUAAACACUGAAUUUAUAUAAAGUAUAAAGCACACAUUUUGCAAUUCCUGCAUGAAUAGAUUUGAGAUCCAUUUUCUCUGUAGAUAUUUUCCAAUCAGUACACAAAUCAUUGAUUUAAUUAUUCUAUCCUAGAACAUUGGCCACUAAUCUAAAUCAACCAGUGAAAGAAAGAAUACUGCCAUGUGUAAUUGUUGUUUUUAAAUUUUAAUCUGGUUUUAUUUUAGUGCCGAGAGUUGGUUAAUUCAGCUAAUUCAAUGAACACUAAUGUAUACUUAAGGUUAUGUUGUCCUGUUUAUUUUUCAAUAUCCUCCUCCUCCAUGAGGAGACAUAUAUUUGUAUCGUUUGAAACUUAUUCAUUACAUUGUAC
Scophthalmus maximus (turbot) is the source of this 4871-nucleotide messenger RNA. It is a transcript of the gene trpv4, whose product is annotated as transient receptor potential cation channel, subfamily V, member 4. Lineage: Eukaryota; Metazoa; Chordata; Actinopteri; Pleuronectiformes; Scophthalmidae. The transcript has 17 exons. Gene Ontology annotation, cellular component: cilium; membrane. The coding region runs from base 447 to 3056 and encodes 869 amino acids. Gene Ontology annotation, molecular function: calcium channel activity; protein binding. The record is from RefSeq and is a predicted model, not a curated record. Gene Ontology annotation, biological process: actin filament organization; calcium ion import across plasma membrane; osmosensory signaling pathway.